Lagopus leucura (white-tailed ptarmigan) is the source of this 2544-nucleotide messenger RNA. RefSeq names its product leucine rich repeat containing 31 (gene LRRC31). The transcript is spliced from 11 exons. The coding region runs from base 372 to 2120 and encodes 582 amino acids. The record is from RefSeq and is a predicted model, not a curated record. Gene Ontology annotation, molecular function: protein binding. Lineage: Eukaryota; Metazoa; Chordata; Aves; Galliformes; Phasianidae.
UGUAGUCACAAGUACAGCCAGAGGACGAAGGAGAAGCAAGUGGCAAAGAGUGAAGAAAACCAGGCAGUGGAAGGGAAGGUUCAGCUGCUUGCGUUUAAGGUUGCUCAGCUGCGGCACCAGCAGAGAGCACGCAAGUGGAUACUCAGCUCUCCCCCUGGAAUAGCGAGGCUGGGGCAGCAGAGCAGCAGGAAGGACCCGCAGAGCUGUUGUGCAGAGCUGUCGCUGUCAGGCUGGCGAAGACGGGAACACUCAAAAGAAAAGCAUCGGGAGUGUCCUGAUAGGUACAAGUGAGGUUUUGUUCACGUGCCAUGGCUCACUUCUGCCAGCCCUGAAAGUGCUGUAAAAGGUGAAACAAACCCACAGGUGUACCGAUGGAAAAGACAGGAGACACACAGAGUUGCCAGAACAAGAGUGAGGAAGACAUCCCAAAGAGUUCCCCAUUUGACUUUGUUAUAAAACAGUUCCAAGGGAAGAGAUCCUCUUCCGGAAAAAGAAAAGAGCAGCCUUCAGCCAUCCAGAAGUUCUUCAGUGGCUUUGACUUUGGGAAAUCAGAAGGCAAGGAAAGACAAGAAAUUGAAGAAACAGAAAUAAACAACUGUAGAGCUGAUGAUCAGAGUGAGAAGGAAAAUCUCUCGGUAGAAGAUGAAUCUUCACAGCUGAUUUCUGAAGCAGAGUCACCAUCUGGUGAGCAGAGAUUGAACCAGUUCAUGCAGAAACUGGGAAAGAAACCCAACAGCAAGAACCUGGAUCUCAAUAAUUGUGCAUUAAGUGCAGCAGAUGUAACAGAGCUGGCUUCUUUACUGCCAUUUCUCCCAGAGCUGGAAGAGAUCAGCCUGUCCUGGAAUGGUUGUGUUGGAGGGACUUUGAAAACCCUCACUGCUCAGUUCCAUCAUGUGAACCUGCUAAAAGUCCUUCGACUUAACAACUGCAGGCUGUCAGCUGAGGAUGUCACCUCCUUAGGAGAGGCAUUUGAAAUUGUUCCUCAGCUUGAAGAACUGGAUUUAUCAUGGAACAGCAAUAUAGGUGGCAAACUAUCACUCCUGACAAAAAAACUUCGGAAGGGAUGCAAGAUUAAACUCCUGAAAAUUACAGAUUGUAACCUGACGGCCAGAGAUGGAGAAUCCCUCGCUGAAAUACUAAAUGUGCUCCCAAACCUUGAAGUAUUAGAUCUCUCUAUCAACAAACACAUUGGCUGCAGCAUGAAGGUCAUUGCUCAGGAUCUGAGAAAUGUACCGGGCCUCAAGGAGUUGAACUUGCACAUGUGUGGAUUAAAGCAGGACGGCCUCCAGGGCUUAGACACUGCUUUACAGCACCUUACAGCACUGAGAAAAUUAGACAUAUCGUGUAACAAAGAGAUUGGUGGUGGCUUUAAAGACUCAGCAGCUCAUUUGGCCAGCUUGAAAAAUCUCGAAGUCCUUGACCUCCACCAGUGCUGUGUAACAGAAGAAGACGUGACCGUUUUGUCCCAGGUGAUACCUUUACUCUCCAGUCUUCAAGAGCUGAAUUUAUCCUGGAAUAAAAACAUAGGAGUCUCAUCUGAUCCUCUUCUCGGCAGACUCAGAUUUUUACCGAAGUUGAGAUCUGUGGCCAUCAGCAAUUGUGGAUUAGGCAAGGAGUCCUUUUCAUCACUGGCUGAGGCUGCCCUUCACCUUCCUGAACUGGAGAUAUUAGACCUUUCUUGGAAUAAGUGCGUUGGUGGAAACCUAAAGCUGCUUUUGGGAGCACUAAAGCUUGCAACGGAGAUUCAAGUGUUAAGACUGAGCAGCUGUAACUUGGUGGCUGAAGAUUUGGCGCUUCUAACAUUACUGUCACACGAUGGCCACCUAGCCAGGUUACAGAAGCUGGAUUUGAGUUACAAUAACACCAUCUCUGAUGAAGGGUGGAUGGUUUUCUGUCAAGGCUUAACAGUAUUCAAAGAACUCUCAGAGCUGGAUGUCAGUCUUCGUCCAUCGUCCUGCCGUGCCUGUGGGACGUGGUUCAGUGAGUUGUUAGCAGCACUGACAAAGCUGCCUGCAUUGGCAGAGCUGGGCAUGCAAAGAUGGGUCCUUUCAGAAUCGCAGCGUAAACAGCUGGAAGGCUUUAAUCGAGACAACAAAAGAAACAUUCGUUUUGACUGUUGAUGGAGGCUGGAGGUUUCUGGAAAGCCUUUCACAAGCAACAUAUGAACUAAGUAUUGCGUGUCUCUCACUUAGAAAACUGCUUGAAAUAGUUCCAAAUUUAUAUAAAAAACAGUUAUUCAACUUCCUACACACGUAGAUUAUUCCCCUCGAUAACAUAUUCUUUCAGAUUCUCUGGGCCAUGCUUACUCUGCUAUUGUGACACCACUGAAUGUGCUUAAGCUUCCAGUUGUGAAUACUGCAAUGACUGAUACCAAAGGAGCAGUGACAAUUUCAGAUAGAUACGUGGCAGGUUUGCCAGUGCAAGGAAAUGAGUGGAGUAUGCACUAAUGCAGAUGGAUGGGCAGUGUAAUUACACAUACAAGGAAGAUGUUUCUAAUGCAAAAAUAUCUGAAACUCUGUGUUUUAAAAUUUUGUUCCCCCUCCC